UGGCGGCGUUAUGUCUCCAGAGCACAGUUUGGAAAUGAAAACAGAUAUAUACUGCUUUGGAGUCAUAGUCUUGGCGAUGAUGAGUGGCAAGAGCGUAACAACGGCUUCAUAUAUUGCGUCCCUUAUCGUAUUUGCAAGGACGGUGAAGAGUAAAGGCACGGUAAUUGAGAUGGUACAAGAUAUCCUUAGGGCGACACAUGUACUCGACGAAGCGCGGAAAUGCCUUGAAGUUGGUGUCUUAUGCACGGAACUUGAUCCAGAUAGCAGACCAACAAUCACUUCAGUGCUCGAAAUUCUACGAG
Molecule: messenger RNA, 302 nt
Organism: Erythranthe guttata (spotted monkey flower)
Lineage: Eukaryota; Viridiplantae; Streptophyta; Magnoliopsida; Lamiales; Phrymaceae
Source: RefSeq, a predicted model, not a curated record